Molecule: messenger RNA, 761 nt
Organism: Wallemia mellicola CBS 633.66
Lineage: Eukaryota; Fungi; Basidiomycota; Wallemiomycetes; Wallemiales; Wallemiaceae
Product: SMAD/FHA domain-containing protein
Exons: 3
Coding region: 1-738 (245 amino acids)
Biological process (GO): mRNA splicing, via spliceosome; maintenance of RNA location
Cellular component (GO): nucleus
Molecular function (GO): protein binding; mRNA binding
Source: RefSeq, a predicted model, not a curated record
AUGUCUAGUAGUAAAAGUUAUGCCGAAGGCAGCGGAAGAGGCAGGAAAUUUGACAACGAUAGAGACGAUAGGGAUAAUUAUAAAAACAAUAGAGAAUACGAAAGACGUCAUAGAGAAGACCGGCCACGAGGGAGUAAUAGGGGUAGAGAGUCCUACGAAGAUAGGAAGCCAUAUAGAAGUAAAUAUGACGAUAGGAAACCAUACGAUGAUAGGAAACCUUCUUAUAAUGAGUUAAAUCGUCGUUCACAGUCUCCUCAUCAGGAAACGCCAGAUUUCAAGCCAAACUUCGCGAACUCGGGUUUAUUAGCUGCAGAAAGUAAAACUGUUAAUGGCACAGUACUAAAAUACCACGAGCCAUUGGAAGCUCACAAGCCGGAUAAGAAGGACGAUUGGAGGAUUUUCGUCUUCGAAGAUGAAUCUCAGACGGAUAUGCUCACACUCGAUAAGCAAAGUUGCUACCUCUUUGGCCGUGAUACAAACGUAGCUGACUAUCCUAUCGUCGAUGCCUCUAUUUCGAAACAACAUGCUGUUAUACAGUUCAGAAUGCUGCGCUCUAAGAAUGAAUUUGGUGAUGUAAGCGAGCAGGUCAAGCCAUUCAUCCUAGACCUCGAGAGCACAAAUGGUACGCAUGUAAAUGGGAAGGAAAUACCAGUAUCACGGUUUUAUGAGGUUAUGGCGGGUGACGUUUUACAAUUUGGCUUAGACAAACGAGAAUUUGUCGUUAUAAAAAGUGAUUAGAGCGAGUAAAGUGGACAAAAUUU